Messenger RNA from Pundamilia nyererei, 1536 nucleotides. RefSeq names its product poliovirus receptor-like. The record is from RefSeq and is a predicted model, not a curated record. Gene Ontology annotation, biological process: heterophilic cell-cell adhesion; homophilic cell-cell adhesion. NCBI's taxonomy places the organism in Eukaryota, Metazoa, Chordata, Actinopteri, Cichliformes, Cichlidae. The transcript has 8 exons. The coding region runs from base 159 to 1358 and encodes 399 amino acids. Gene Ontology annotation, cellular component: adherens junction.
UUCAACGGAUUUGAAACGUCGUCACUUUAGAAACGUGUUUCUAACUUGUUAACUGAACUCAACCCUGUACUGCAUGGGUAGCUGCUCGCAGGAAAAAGAAGAGCAAAUGGGUGGACUUGUUUGUGUUUUCGGGCGCAGUUAUUUCAGGAAAAAUUGAAAUGUGUUGUUUCUUUUUAACACCUUGCCUGGUGCUGCAGGCUGUGCUCCUGCUGAGCAGCGGUGCUGACGCUCUGCAGGUGAUUGAUGGAAGCGUGACAGUCGUUCAAGGCGAUACAGCUAUCUUACCUUGCAAACUCAGACUCACUGACUCCACGGAAGACUUGACACAGAUUACCUGGCAGAGGAGGACCAGAGAAAAACCCAGUAAUGACAAUUUUAUCACUGUUGGACCAAGUCAAGAAACACGGUUUGUCAAUGGACGUGAUGAUCGAUUUAAAUAUAUCGGGAAUUUUAAUGACAAAAAUGCAACUCUCCAGUUAUCCAAUGUUGCCCUGAAGGAUGAAGGCAGCUACACGUGCAUCUUCACCCUGUUUCCCAGUGGAAAUCAGAAGAUUGAAAUACCUCUAAAAGUGAUUGUGCCUCCUUUCACAAGCGUCAAGGAGAAUCUUCUGACUUUGGGCACAGAAGAGGUUUUAUUUGCUACCUGCACGGCUGCUGGAUCGAAGCCUCCUGCAGAGGUGAGGUGGCUCACUGGUGCUUUGGGAGACAAAGUGAGGACGACAACAAACUCCAUCCAGUAUGACAACGGUAUGACUACCACAGUCAGCUCAUUGUUUGGCGUUCCUACGAGAGAGAUUAAUGGUCAACAGGUCCAGUGUGUCAUCAGCGGUGACUUCCUGACUAAAGAAAUAAGUCUGCCCUUCAACAUACAAGUCUCCUUCUCUCCCACAGAAGUGAACAUCAGCCUGAUUUCAGAGGACACAUUUGAGUGCGUGGCAGAAGCCAACCCAAAAGCCAAAUAUAACUGGAGCAGAUCUGGCCAGCCUUUGCUGGAGUCUGCUGUCAAAGUAGAGGGUGCGAAGCUACAACUGCUGAGUCUGACCUCUGGUCUAAACGGCCUCUAUCGAUGUAAAGCAUCUAAUCCACAUGGAAGUAAACACAGUCAGCUCUAUGUGCAUGUGGCAUCAGGAACUCGCUCUACUGCUUGGACUUUAUUUGGCCUUUUGGUUUCCCUCAAUGUCAUUGGAGCUGCAGUAUGGGGCUUUUCUAAAUCUGAAUAUUUUAAAAAGCGGUAUCAUCUAGUUUCAAAAGAUUCUAAAAAUGGGACUAAUAGCCAAAGAGAAAUACUCCAGGAAAAGGAUCUGAAUUGUCUCUCUCGGGGAUCUCAGCUGACAGCUGUGGAAAGCAGAAAUGGAUAAUACAGCACCUGUACUGAGGGCUCCACCAACGUGUCAUUGCAGACUGAGGAAUAAACAGAUAAGGACCAGGUUAAAGUACUUGGUAUCAUUUACAUUCCUCCCCCAUUGACAUUUCUCCAUUAAUGAAUGCAACACUGCAAAGUUCACUAAACAUAGAUGCUUACAUUUUUCAUUUAUU